This is a messenger RNA of Laccaria bicolor S238N-H82, 1090 nucleotides long. RefSeq lists its product as uncharacterized. The record is from RefSeq and is a predicted model, not a curated record. Gene Ontology annotation, biological process: lipid metabolic process. The coding region runs from base 1 to 1014 and encodes 337 amino acids. Lineage: Eukaryota; Fungi; Basidiomycota; Agaricomycetes; Agaricales; Hydnangiaceae. The transcript is spliced from 11 exons.
AUGACUUUCUGCACUACUUUUUUUCUUUUCGGCCUCUUAGGACUUACUAUCGCGACCGUGAUUCCCCGUGCAGACCCAAUUACCGCGUUGUCGGCCUCCCAAGUCGCCGCGUUCAAACCUUUCUCGUAUUACGCUGCCAAAGCAUACUGCCAGCCCGCAGCAGUUCUGAAUAAGAGCUGUGGAAUUAAUUGCGAUGCAAACACCGCAUUCCAACCCAUGGCGGCUGGUGGGGAUGGGUCGGCAAUACAGUUUUGGUAUGUUGGAAUCGACCCCAGCCUCAAGACUGUUAUUGUUGGCCAUCAAGGCACAGACCCCAACAAAAUUGUACCCCUGCUGACGGACGGAGGUUUCUUCCUGGACCAUUUAAACCAAACUCUCUUCCCAGGAUUGAACUCAUCCAUUGAGGUCCACAAUAAGUUUGCCGAUGAACAUGCAAAGACAGCGAACCAAAUUCUUUCCGCUACGCGCGCUGCUCUGCAGAAGUCAAAUCUUACGCAGGUUACACUUGUCGGACAUUCGUUGGGUGCGGCGCUCGCACUCUUGGACAGCGUGUUCCUGCCGCAGUUUUUGCCUGGCAUCCAAUUCAAAACGUUUGGAUACGGUCUGCCUCGAGUUGGGAAUCAAGCCUUUGCGGAUUAUGUAGAUGCAAAUGUCCAGCUCAGCCACGUCAACAACAGACAGGACUUCGUCCCAGUUAUUCCGCUCAGGACUCUUGGUUUUGUUCAACCCCAAGGAGAGAAACACAUCCAGGAUAAUCUUACUUGGCUUGAUUGCCCAGGAAACGACAACCCCGAUUCUCGUUGCUCAGCGGGUGAUGUAUCAAGUGUCUCGACUGGCAAUCUCUCUAAUCAUGAUGGCCCGUAUGAUGGAGUAGAAAUGGGUGGCGCUACCUGCAAGAACGUUACUGGAACAGCCGGCAUUGCUACUGCUGCAGCCAGUACUAUUCAUGCAGGAUGCGGGGCGUUGUUCCUUUUGGCGACUGCCUUUAGUUUGCUCCCCCUCCAGCUUCUGUAGUCGACGCUUCCUCAACGAAUCACUUGUACAAUUGACCAGUUGGCAUAUGAAGGUCAAUGGCGACAUUUUGCUGCUC